Messenger RNA from Ruditapes philippinarum (Manila clam), 948 nucleotides. RefSeq names its product zygote arrest protein 1-like. The record is from RefSeq and is a predicted model, not a curated record. The transcript has 3 exons. Bases 194 to 724 code for a protein of 176 amino acids. Gene Ontology annotation, biological process: translation. Gene Ontology annotation, cellular component: cytoplasm. Gene Ontology annotation, molecular function: mRNA base-pairing post-transcriptional repressor activity. Lineage: Eukaryota; Metazoa; Mollusca; Bivalvia; Venerida; Veneridae.
UAACUAUACAGUAGAGUGGAAUUUUCAGUGAGUGCAUUGAAUGUAGCUAUGAUUUUCCGAAGAGUGUACUAUAUUUUCUUUAACGGAUGAACACGGGUUUAAAUAUUGAAGUGAAACAUUUUGAUGACAAGGGUAUACUAUAGUUGAGACAAGUUAUAGUUUAACAACUUUUGGAGUGUAAACAUUCACUAAAAUGGAAAGAGAACAAGUACAAGAAAGAAGACAAAAUAACAGAGAACCGGAAGUGCGUCAAAGAGGACGAGACAACAGGGAACAAGAAGAACCGGAAGUUCAAGAAAUACGGCGUAAUAACCGUCGCAGACGGCCUCCACUUGAAAGAAAAUUUGGAUUUUUUCAAUGUCAUUGCAGCAAGGAAUCUUCUUGGACGAGUGCCCAUGUAUAUUGCGUGUAUGGGACAAACAGGGUGUAUUUCAAACAAAAGUGCAAGGCAUGCGGUGAAGCGAAAAACCCGUUUAGAGUUCGAAAUCUUCAAUGUCCGGACUGUGGCUUGGACCGUGAUGAUUGUGAAUGUGAAUGUGUUUACUGUGAAAAACAUCGGUAUGACUGUGAAUGCGAGUUUGACGAUGAAGAAACUGGCCCUGAAAAACCACAUAGGAGUGAUCUGUGCAUGAAAUGUUUAGCUGGUUUACCAUGCCAGCGUGGCGACGACACGGAUAGGCCAAGCAGAAGGCGGCGGAGAAGGAGGGGGAGAAGGCGUGACUAAUGAAAUUAGCUGAAGUUGUAAAAAUUUAAAACACAUAGACACUCAUAUAUGCACUUGUAUAUCUUUUCAAAGUGGUAUAAAUAUGACUUUGAUGACAACGCCAUUCUUUGAUAAUUUUUAUAUUUAAAAAUUUGUGAUUGAAUUUGACCCACUAUAAUAUUUUCAAACAUUUCACAUGUUGUAAUGAUAUUGAUUACUUGAUAAUUAUAUCUUUCUUUCUAAGA